GGUGUGUCACUGUUUCUCAAUCUCCAUCAAUUUCGUGUCCUCAAUUCUUCAUUUUCUUUUCCGUGUUAUAGAAAAUCAGAAACCGUUGCUUUUUCAUUUCUCAACAAACCGUCGUCUUAUCUAUCUACUACUGUCACACAUUGAAAAAGAAAGAAAGAAAAAAAAAGCGCAUAAUCACGGGAUUCAUUGUCAUCAUCACAUAAAACAAUAAUUUAAACUUGCUUCUGAUUGAUUUCUUCAUUUUGGAUAAAAGGGUUGUGAGAGAAACAAAAAUGGUGAUAUUAAACCUUGGGAGGAAACAGAAUAAGAUGAAUUUGCAGAAAGAAGGAGUGAGACUUGGGAAAUAUGAGUUAGGAAGAACUCUUGGUGAAGGAAAUUUUGGUAAAGUCAAGUUUGCUAAGAACACCGAUUCUCAACAACCUUUUGCUAUUAAGAUUAUUGACAAGAACAAGAUCAUUGAUCUUAAUAUCACUAGCCAGAUAAAAAGGGAAAUAAGUGCCUUAAAGCUCCUAAGGCAUCCCAACGUUGUUAAAUUAUACGAGGUGUUGGCUAGCAAAACAAAAAUUUACAUGGUACUUGAGUACGUGACAGGAGAGGAGUUAUUUCACAAGAUUGCAUCCAAGGGUAAACUUACCGAAAGUGAAGGUAGAAAGUUGUUCCAGCAGUUGAUUGAUGGUGUGAGUUACUGCCAUAGUAAAGAUGUCUUCCAUAGGGAUCUCAAGCUUGAGAAUGUACUUGUGGAUGCCAAAGGUAAUGUAAAGAUAACUGAUUUUGGCCUUAGUGCUUUACCCCAACAAUAUAGGGCAGAUGGGUUGUUGCAUACAACAUGUGGAAGUCCAAAUUAUGUUGCACCAGAGAUUCUUGCUAAUAGAGGCUAUAAUGGUGCAUCAUCAGAUGUAUGGUCAUGUGGUGUUAUCUUGUAUGUAGUCCUAACAAGAUGCCUUCCUUUUGAUGAUAGAAAUCUUGCAGUUCUUUAUCAGAAGGUUUUGAAAGGAGAUGUUCAUAUACCAAAAUGGUUAUCACAUGGUGCGCAAAACAUUAUAAAGAGAAUUCUUGAUCCCAACCCUGAAACCAGGAUAACGAUGACGGGGAUCAAAGAAGAUCCAUGGUUUAAGGAGGGAUAUAUCCCGGCAGAUCCUGAGGAGGAGGAGGAGGAGGAGGAUGUGUAUGUAGAUGAUGAAGCCUUUUCCGUUCAUGCAUUGCCAUAUGAAGAAGAAAAGAGGAGUCCAGGAUCGCCAAUCCGUAUCAAUGCGUUUCAGUUGAUAGGGAUGUCUUCAUGCUUAGACCUCUCUGGGUUUUUUGAGAAAGAGGAUGUAUCUGAGAGGAAGAUAAGGUUUGCAACAAAUAUUUCAGCCAAAGAUCUGAUGGAGAAGAUUGAAUACACUGUGACAGAAAUGGAAUUUAGAGUACAAAAGAAAAAUGGCAAAAUGAAAGUGAUACGAGAGAACAAGCAUAAAACUGUUGGCAGCCUCUCAGUGAUAAUAGAGGUUUUUGAAAUAAGUUCAUCAUUGUAUGUAGUAGAACUAAGGAAGUGUUAUGGAGAUGCCUCUGUAUAUAGACAGUUAUGCAAGAAGUUAUUAAAUGAUUUGGGUGUUCCCCAAGUAAAGCACUAGUGAGCUCAGAAGUGAAAUUAGAAGCCAGAAUGCGCGGAUCCAAAAGAUACAUAGAUGACUACAAAAACUGUUGUAAAAUGCAUUAUGUGUAAUAACAAUGUUUGAUAGUAAUAGUGUGAGGUAUGAAUUUAGGAACCAAUUAAAUAGUCGAACUGAAACAUCAAUAUGUAAAAAUAAGUUUUAGUUUUAGUGAGCCUGAAAUUGUAUAUGUCAUCUUACAUAAAAUUUCAAAUAAAGACAGACUAAACUUUGGAAAAUCAA
This is a messenger RNA of Cicer arietinum (chickpea), 1874 nucleotides long. RefSeq names its product CBL-interacting serine/threonine-protein kinase 1-like. Lineage: Eukaryota; Viridiplantae; Streptophyta; Magnoliopsida; Fabales; Fabaceae. Gene Ontology annotation, biological process: signal transduction; protein phosphorylation. Gene Ontology annotation, molecular function: ATP binding; protein serine/threonine kinase activity. The record is from RefSeq and is a predicted model, not a curated record.